Messenger RNA from Anopheles merus, 1272 nucleotides. RefSeq names its product 28S ribosomal protein S9, mitochondrial-like. The record is from RefSeq and is a predicted model, not a curated record. The transcript is spliced from 6 exons. The coding region runs from base 212 to 1141 and encodes 309 amino acids. Lineage: Eukaryota; Metazoa; Arthropoda; Insecta; Diptera; Culicidae.
GCCUAAACGGCGUUCCACUGUAGUUUCUCACGCGACUUUCACAAACACAAUAGUUCCACGAUUGUGAAGAGAUGGUGCUUUGCGUUGUGUACCCGCGAUCUGUGCAUGAAUAAACGUCAACUAUCGGAAAAUAACAAUAAACCAGCAACACAACGUGCACCGGCUGCAAUAUACCUGUUAUUUAAUAACUUUACAGCUUAAACUGAGCGAGAUGUUUUCAAUUGUAAUUCGCGGACUGCGAUCUACGUUUCCACGGCAAUCUUUGGUUAUUAAUACUUCGUCCCAUUUUCAUCGUUCGAUUGUUUAUAAGGCCGAAGAUGUGGAAAGAGUUCAAAAGGCUAAAAUAAGUAAAGCAAUGAAGGCUUAUUUAGAACGAGCCAAAGAAUAUGAAAGUUGUAUGGAAACUGCACGACUAGAGUACAAGCUUGGUAAAAGACAUCUGGCAAACAUGAUGGGAGCAGACGUGGAAACCUUAACCCAACAAGACAUCGACCAGGCGGUGCAAUAUUUGUUUCCGUCUGGCCUGUAUGAUCCGGCAGCACGGCCGACAAUGAAACCUCCGGAAGAAUUUAUUCCUAGAAAAAAGGGCGCUGAAUUCGAUGAAGCUGGUCGACCAUUCCAUCCUUUAUUUUACACGGGGCGUCCGAACUUCUUUCAAUUGCUGUUUGAAGUGGUUGAAAAUAUUAACAAAAUGAACGCACUAGAGGAUUCAACACGAUUGAAAGGCAAAUCUUUGGAUUCAGUGGGAAAGAAAAUAGACACCACCGGAUCUGAAUGGUUGCCAAAAGAAUUGCUGGAAAAGAAAAUUGUGGAAACAAUUUCCGACAUUGAAUACGACAAUUUCAUCAGUGCAAUGAAUCGCCUCGAAGCUCAUCCACUGUCUGAUCGUGUGAAAGAUUUUGUGUUUGAAUAUAGAAAACCACUAAUUUCGAAACUCGACAACGAUACCAUCCCUGUACCGCAACAAGACGAAGAUGGGCGGCAGUGUGUAACAAUAUAUGAAUGCUUGCGUAAAACAGCACGCGGGGAUGUGACGCUUAAAUUUCCAGGAACUGGGAAAAUUGAAGUAAACGGACAAGACCUUCGCAGUGUAGGAAAUACACAACAACGCGAACAGGUUAUGGGCCCAGUAUCGUCCUAGUGUGAGUUCAAAGUAGCGAAGAUUAUUUUCGAAGUCCUUGAAAAAGUUGUGAAUUUCUUGAAAACUGUUUUUUGAAUUCCUAGAAAAAUUUUCCCGAAAAAGACGUACGAUCUGUGGAAGUUUCGUGUUAA